UGCCUGGCCCGAGCCAGUCGGCUGCUCCGUAACUCGAUCACUGUGACCGGCCUCCCCGAGCCACCGAGGAGCCGAGAGGCUGGGCAGCCGCGCAGUGACAGCAGCCGCGCAGGUAGGGGCCCGAGGAGAAGGGGAGGCGAGCGUGGGCUGUGGACCGGGACCUCGGAGGAGCUGGGACACGGGCCCCUGCAGAGAUGCUGUCUCCCUGACGGGAUAUCAGAUGUCCCAGUAUUCCUGCCUGACAGCUUUUUCUCUGAGCUGACCGCAUCCCUCCUGCAUACUGUCUGUCCCAGUGAGAUGAUGAAGGGAGGAGCUGGAAGAAUGCAACACAGUGACAAGCCAAAGCAGGAGGGACACAUCUGGGGCUCCAUGAGGAGGACAGCUUUCAUCUUGGGCUCUGGCCUUCUCUUGCUCGUGGCCUUCUGGAACUCAGUCACAUGGCAUCUUCAGAGAUUCUGGGGCGCUUCUGGCUAUUUUUGGCAAGCCCAGUGGGAGAGGCUGCUGUCGACAUUCGAAGGGAAGGAGUGGGCCCUCUACAUUAUAGGUGCCGCCCAAGUACCAGUUCUGCUCUUCUGGGUCUUCAACGGGCUUCUGCUGGUGGUUGACACAACCGGAAAACCUAACUUCAUCUCCCGCUACCGAAUUCAGGUUGGCAAGAAUGAACCAGUGGACGCCGAGAAACUACGCCAGUCUGUCCGCACAGUUCUCUUCAACCAGUGCGUGAUCUCUCUGCCCAUGCUGGUCUUCCUCUAUCCCAUCCUCAAGCUGUGGGGAGACCCCUGCCGCCGAGAGCUACCCACCUUCCACUGGUUCCUCCUGGAGCUGGCUAUCUUCACUCUGAUUGAGGAAGUCCUGUUCUACUACUCGCACCGGCUCCUUCACCACCCAGCAUUUUACAAGAAAAUCCACAAGAAACACCAUGAGUGGACAGCUCCCAUUGGCGUGAUCUCUCUCUACGCCCACCCUAUCGAGCAUGUGGUCUCCAACAUGCUGCCGGUGAUGGUGGGUCCCAUAAUAAUGGGCUCCCACUUGUCCUCCAUCACCGUGUGGUUCUCCUUGGCCCUCAUCACCACCACCAUUUCCCACUGUGGCUACCACCUACCUUUCCUGCCUUCACCUGAAUUCCAUGACUACCAUCAUCUCAAGUUCAACCAGUGCUAUGGGGUGCUGGGGGUGCUGGACCACCUCCAUGGGACUGACACAGUGUUCAAGCAGACCAAGGCCUACGAGAGACACAUCCUCCUGCUGGGCUUCACCCCACUGUCUGAGAGCAUCCCGGAUGCCCUGAAGAAGAUGGAGUGAGACAGGGCCCCAGGGCCAUCCUGGCUGUCCCCCUCAGUCCACUGCUCCGGUGGCCUGAGGCAUUCUGACGGCACCAAACUUGCUCCCCCAGCCAUUCACUAAUGACGGCACCACUGGGGCAGGCGGUUAGAUCAUCUUCCCAGAAAAGCAGGCCAAGGAUGGGGCCAAGGCUCCCCCAGCUGCCCCUAUUGUCCCUCAGAAGGAACAAGAAGGAGUUGGCUUAAGGAAGGGGGUAAAACAGCUCCCCAGAAUGGAGGCCCGUGAGAAGAAACCACUUUUAAGGGUGGUCCUGGUGAGUCCCCCUGGUCGUUUGCUGCAGAAGGGGAAAGAUGACCCCAGAUGACCUUUUUAUGACCUAGACAAGACACAGAGAAUGCAAAAGUGGCGGUGAGAUAGGAAGCUACUGCCAGCUCUGGGAAAUCUCUGGGUGCCAGGGGGUGAGGGAACCAGAAGGUAUUACUUUGCCCCUUCCUGUUGCUAAAAGCUUUUCUCAUAUCCUACUCUGGCCAGGGCUAGGACACCCUCAUUUCCAAAACAUACACACAUACACAGUCAGCUAACACAGGCCCCAUUUCAACUCUACCCCGUUGCAAACAUCCCUCUAUGAAAAGAAAAAAGCCUAUCACAGAGCG
Molecule: messenger RNA, 1934 nt
Organism: Lontra canadensis (Northern American river otter)
Lineage: Eukaryota; Metazoa; Chordata; Mammalia; Carnivora; Mustelidae
Gene: FAXDC2
Product: fatty acid hydroxylase domain containing 2
Exons: 10
Coding region: 298-1302 (334 amino acids)
Biological process (GO): sterol biosynthetic process
Molecular function (GO): iron ion binding; C-4 methylsterol oxidase activity
Source: RefSeq, a predicted model, not a curated record